AUGUCUGCUACUGGACAAGGGACACUACGCCGUACUAGGAGUAUAAGUACAGGUAGUAAUGGUAACGAUAGUUCAACAGAUAAUAAUUUCUUGCCUAACCAACGUAUUUUUGAUAAUAACAACAACACAAAACAAUACACUCCUCAACCAAACUCACUACUCGAUUCUCAUACUUCUCAAAAUCUUCAACCUCUCGUUAUUAACGAGAUGUCCUUCACUACAACAUCACCUCCGACACCCUCAAAAAAUAAAACAGCCGAUCCUUUUUCAUUUAGAAAACAACGAAAACCUUUUAAUGGAUCUACCAUUAAUCCACCAACAUCUAAAUUAGAUUUUAAAAAUAUUUUUUUCUUUUUGAUUUUUUUAUGUGCAGUUGUCUUUUUUUUGUGUAGCCUGUGUGGAAUAGGCCCUGUCGAUGAAGAAUUGCUCAUUGAAACUGACACUUCUAUUAUUAUUAAUGAUCCUAACCCUAUAGUUGGUGAUUAUCAAGGGAGGAAUAAGAAUAACGACGUUAAUAAUGGUUUACAUGAAGAUAAAGCUAAUUUUUGGGGAAAAGAUAUUGGAGAAGAGGAUAAUUCACUUUCAGAUGAACAAAAUAAGGAGUUUGCCAAAUUACGAAGGUUGCAAAAACAUACUGACGAUAGCCUAGAUUAUUCUUGUGGAUCAUGGCAAGAAGGCUAUACGAAAUUACAUAACGAAAUUAUAAAUGGAAGCGCUGCUCAAAGAUAUGCAGGAUAUGUAUGUGAUGCUAAAAUGAAUUGUGGUGGAUUGGCAGACCGUAUUCUUGGUAUGACAUCCACGUUUUUAUUUGCAUUACUUACAGAUAGAGCGUUCCUUGCAGACUGGCAAGUUCCACUUCCACUUGAUGCAAUUUUUGAGUCUCCAAAUAUUGACUGGAGUUAUGAUUCUUUUGAUCCAAGUUAUGUUAUUAAAGAUCUUGAUACAACUGAAAUAAAUAUCAUUGAUUACGAUUUACAAGAUUUAGAUUAUUAUUUUCCACUUACCAAUUGGACAACAAGAUAUCCGGACCCAUUUAUAAAAUUUUAUACAAAUCAAGGACUGAUACAACGAACCUUUGACUCAAAAUAUUAUUCGUCUAAAUUAAAGGAAAUUGGCUUAAAACCACAUACUGCAUUUGGAUGUAUAGUAGAUUAUUUAUUUAGACCAGUUCCACCAGCAUUAUCUUUCAUUACACAAUAUUCAGCUUUAUUUGCACUACCGAAUAUUUUUUCUGUUGGUAUUCAUAUACGAACUGGAGAUGUUUAUGAACAAACGCUUUCAUUACAAGAUUACAGUCACUUUUUUAGUUGUGCUGAUCAGAUUACACGAACUUAUGCUCCACCAAACAAAAAGGUGAUAUAUUAUUUAGUUACAGACUCUAUUAAAUUAAGAGAAGAAGCAUACUCCAAAUUUAAUCAUGUUAUAAUUUCUGGGUUUUCAAUUGAUCCUGGGCAUGAUUAUUAUGAUCAUGCAGAUGGUGUAAAUAAUGCAAUAGUAGAAAAUUGGAUUUUAAGUAAAACAGAUUAUAGGGUAUCUUUUCAUUCAAAACAACUUCAUUCUACAGUUUCAUUAUCUACUACUGAAAGCAAUUAUAUAGAUUGUACACGUAAGGAUGCAUUUACUACUUUCAGUGAAAUGACUAAUGAAUGGUCAAUCAGCUAA
Molecule: messenger RNA, 1662 nt
Organism: Entrophospora sp. SA101
Lineage: Eukaryota; Fungi; Glomeromycota; Glomeromycetes; Entrophosporales; Entrophosporaceae
Source: the annotation of a GenBank genome assembly